UGCUCGUGUUGUCGUAGAGUGAAUAUCUCGUGAACGCUUAAACGACAAAAUGGUUUACAGUUCUGUUUCACUUCUAGUUCUGUUGUGUGUCAUCAACGGUGGGCUCUUUGCGCAAAUACCGGACUACAUAAAAAUAUGCAAACGAGAUCAGAGCACCGUUUCAAACUGCGUUCGAAACUCAAUCGAGAAUCUACGGCCUAAGCUAAUUUCCGGCAUUCCUGAACUCAACGUGCCAAGUUUGGAGCCUUUUUACAUUCCAGAGAUAGUUGCAGUGAGCGGUGACUUGGUACCGCUUAAGGCUUCUGGAAAAGAUGUGAAGGUAUCAGGAGCUGGGAACUUUACCAUCAAAAGUGUCACGGUGAACUUGGACACACUUAGUAUUCGUGCGCGGGUUCGCUUCCCGAAGCUUCACUUGGAUGGUCGGUAUAACCUCGACACGCAAAUUCUGAUUUUACCCCUACGAGGUGAAGGAAAUCUUGUCGCUGAUGCAGUUAAAUGUGACGCGGAGAUCUUAUUACGAUCACGGCUGGUGAAUCGUGAAGGCAAGGAAUAUCUUGACUUCACAAGCUUGAACGUUGACAUCGCCAUCAAAGAUUAUCGCAUCCGAUUGGAUGGACUCUUCAACGGGAACAAAGCUUUAGGAGACGCAACCAACGAGGCGAUCAACCAAAACAGAAUCGAAUUCUUGAAGACAAUGCUGCCGUAUCUCGAAAAGACUGUAUCUAAAAUACUUUUAGAUACUGCGAAUAAAAUUGUAGCCACAAUUCCUUUUAACGAAAUCUUGCCUAAGGAUUAACAUAAAUAUCUGUUUAUGGUUUUAAAGUAAAAGUUAUUUAUAAGUAAAUUAUUGAACGGGCGAUCAUUUGGCUGGUGGACAAUGUUAAGACUUUAAUAAUUAAUAACUGAAAUUAUCUAAUUUGCCUUAUUAUGUAAACAAUUUUUUUAGUACUUUGGAGUGUAAGUAUGUAUUGAAGAUUUUAAAAAAAACGAUUGCUAUAAAUGAAAACCAACACAACAAUGAAAUGAGAUUUUCUUCUUGUAAAUGUGUUUUUAUUAUAUUUAUUUACAAUUUGAAGAAAAACUUUGCACUAUAAGUAACAAGAAAAUUGUAAUAACAAAAAGAUUGUAUUAGACAAGGAAGAAAAUCUAGACUGUACUUACCCCCUUCGUCUAUUUUUGUCUCAGUCCACUAGUGGUGAUUUAUCUAUAAGUAUAAUUAUUAAAAAAUAUUAUAGGAAAAGAAGAUUUUCUCAGAACUGCAAUUAAUAUAAAUUGAAAAUUCACGGAAAAUCUUUAUAUUCACAAUAUUUUCCUAUAUAUAAUUUAUAUUUGUUGAAUAUGUUAGCAAGCAAGAUGUAAAAAAGUGUGAUAUUUAAUAUUGUUUAGUAAAAGGACAUAUAAUACACAAGUACCUACUUUCAUAUUUAUAUAUGGAGAAAUGAAAACAGUUGAAUUAUUAAUUUAGUUUUGCUAUUUGGGAAGUAGCGAGUACAUCUAUUUAUUAAAUUAAUUAUCUAGAAAGUCUUGUUCUUCUGAAUAAGUUCUAUUAUUAAUGCGUAACUGAUGUAAGUUUGAGGACCGUGAGCGCUGUGGUCUUAAAAAGGAGGUCCCGGGUUCUAUUCCCAGCAGGGGCAAUUUGGAAAGUUAUAAUUUCAGAAUUUUCUCUGGCCUGUUGGUAGGCUUCGGCCAUGGCUGGUUACCACCCUACCGACAGAAACGUAUCGCUAAGCAAUCUAGCAUUCCGGUACGAAGUCGCUUAGAAAUCGAUUUUUAUGACACAAAAUGCGGUUAAGAUUGUGUUGAAAGUAGGAAGAUAAAGUAUGAGUAGGUAUAAGAGUUUUGUGAUUUUAAUACAAUGCUGGUAAAAUUGCGUGGGGUAUAAUGGUGGACUGUGUGAUAAAAGUAUCUACGCGCAGUCCUUUGAUCUCUUUACAAAGAAAACGUUUUAUUUUUAUCGUGCAGUAAUUUUUUCAGCCUUUUGUGUCUUGUAAUAUGGAGUAUAUCAGUGUGAUUUUUACUUGUUUCCUCUAUUGAAAAACGUAGUAAGGUACACAAUAUAAGUAUUCGUCGAUAUUAAUGAAACUCAGCGCUUACCAAACUAUUGUAAAUCUUUUAUAGCCUUAGAUAUUGAAACAAUGAUUUGUUACAUUGAAAAAUAAAGUAUGAAAUAAGUAAGA
Molecule: messenger RNA, 2177 nt
Organism: Pararge aegeria (speckled wood butterfly)
Lineage: Eukaryota; Metazoa; Arthropoda; Insecta; Lepidoptera; Nymphalidae
Product: protein takeout-like
Exons: 6
Coding region: 50-796 (248 amino acids)
Source: RefSeq, a predicted model, not a curated record